AUGGCAACUGUGGCAUCUGCUGUUCGCGAUAUCGCGGCGACCUCCAGUGCCGGCCGAGACAACUUAACUGCUGUAGCGGCCGCUAGGAGCGUCCCUGUGACAACAAACCACAGCCUGUCGACUCUGCCGACCCCGCCGAACUCCAUCUCGCCCUCUCUCCCUCCUCACGGGCUGAAGGCCCAACUGCAGCGCGCGCGUCUGGGUUCGAUAGACUCGGACCUUGAUCUCCAUGAUGCUCCCGAUGACCGCCAUGACUCUCCCCCCUGUGACCCUGCUGGCACCAUCACCCCCGCCAUGCUCGCCAAGUACCAUCUUUCCGAGAUUUUGCUGAAUCAUGGGCCCCUCCCCAUCCGGCAUCUUAUGGGUUACCUAACAACUUCGGUACCUGGAUUCGCUAGCAUUCCGCCAGCAAAGGCGCGCAGGUUGGUUGUGGCGGCGUUGGAGGGUAAAGGAAGCAAUGGCGAAGGCGGUGGAGUGGAUGGUGAUGUGGAAUUUAUCAAGGUUGGCUGGGGCCGCUGGGAUGCGAAGCGCCGGGGUCAGCCGGCACGCGGCGACUCUCCCUCGGCUAGCCGGACAUCUCCUGGUGUCGGCCAUCCUGCAAGCAUUCCCAUCAUCCGGGCAUCCGGUUCGUAUCUUAAUGAUUACCGAUCACGACUGGGUGCGACUCUGGGAUCGAGCGUGGGCGGUCGCUCGUCAGUCGCUUUUUCUCACGACGAGCGGGACCGCUUCAUGGACCCCAUGGACUACGAGGCUGACAAGAUGUCGCUCGACGAUGACGAUGAAUCUGGCUCGGCCUCGUGUUCUGAGGCUCCUGAUGACUGUGAUGACCCGCGUUGCCGCCGCAACGAUGACCCGGAGGAUGCCACGGAUGAGGAGGAUUGGGCUGCCAUCGGCGCGGCCGCAUUGCGUGCCGAGUCGUACAACGCCCGUUCCAUGGGUCAAUCCCCCUUCAGCACGCUCUACAGCGACGGUUUGCACCCCUCCGGCAUCCGCUCCUUCUCGACAGGCAUGGCUCGCCCGCCAGAGCUGCCUAGCGGUGUCAAUCUUGCUGCCUUCAACAACACUACCAUGCGCAACAACUCGCCUCUGUCUGCCAUGACCGCUUCGGAGGCGCAGGAACGCGAGGCGGUUGAUGCGCUUCUCCGCCUCAGGUCAAUGUAA
Messenger RNA from Thermochaetoides thermophila DSM 1495, 1161 nucleotides. RefSeq lists its product as uncharacterized. Gene Ontology annotation, cellular component: nucleus. Bases 1 to 1161 code for a protein of 386 amino acids. Gene Ontology annotation, molecular function: sequence-specific DNA binding. Gene Ontology annotation, biological process: positive regulation of transcription from RNA polymerase II promoter by glucose. The record is from RefSeq and is a predicted model, not a curated record. The transcript has a single exon. NCBI's taxonomy places the organism in Eukaryota, Fungi, Ascomycota, Sordariomycetes, Sordariales, Chaetomiaceae.